Messenger RNA from Anneissia japonica, 1398 nucleotides. RefSeq names its product protein jagged-1b-like. The transcript has 13 exons. The record is from RefSeq and is a predicted model, not a curated record. Bases 1 to 1398 code for a protein of 465 amino acids. Gene Ontology annotation, cellular component: extracellular region. Lineage: Eukaryota; Metazoa; Echinodermata; Crinoidea; Comatulida; Comatulidae.
AUGGAAAUAUACUUAUCAAUCGUAUUAAUUGCGUGGAUUGUUGAUAGUUGCUACGCAACCAACCUUAUUUAUACAUCGAAAGGUGUGAUUGACCCCAACCCAUAUGUUGGCAUGAAAAAAAAUGAUAGAGCUGCCGUUCACUCUCGUCGUAAACGUUCUACUGAUUUUACAAGCAGUGAGGCGCAAGCUAUAGUGGAUAAACACAAUGAUUUGAGAUCUAGUGUGAGCCCCGAAGCCGCAGAUAUGAGCUUCAUGGUCUGGGAUGAAAAUUUGGCAACUUUAGCGCAACAGUGGUCGGAAGAGUGCAUUUGGGAUCAUGGAUUUCCUGAGCCAAAUCUAUCAAAGUUCAGCUCAUAUGGACAAAAUUUGUGGUUAGGGAGCGGUUCGGCAGACAACCCACCUGACGGCGCCGUGGCUACGCAAUCCUGGUACAACGAGCAAAGAAUGUACACUUAUGAAACUAGGGAGUGUACAGGUGUGUGUGACCACUAUUACCAGGUUGUGUGGGCUACUUCAUAUUCGGUGGGAUGUGGUCUAUCAUUUUGUGAAACUACUAACGAUGGUCAUAACAACGCCUGGAUAAUAACGUGUAAUUAUGGGCCUGCAGGAAAUUACAACAGACAUCCAUACAUUAGUGGACCAAGCUGUACUAAGUGUUCCUCUGGUGUAGGGCAGUGCUACAACAACUUAUGCCGCCUGUGUGAAGAUCACAAUGAAGAGUGUAUUUGCAACCAGAAAUGUCAUAAUUGUGGAACUUUAAAUACUACUUCGUGUCGUUGUGACUGCCAACCAGGUUUCAUGUUGGACGACUGUUCAGCUGAAUGCGGAGACACACAUACAAUGUGUAAUGUUGGCUGGUUUCGUGGACAGUGUAGUGGUUACGAAUACGUCCGAGAAGGAUGUCGAUUAAUGUGCAACCUUUGCUCUCCGGUGCCGGAAGACUUCGUAUGUGAUAAUAUUGUUGAAGAAGACCAUUCAAUGAUAGAACCAACAUCACCAUCAGGAGAUGAUAUUGUAGAAGUCGUUCCAACAUCACCACCCGGAGAGGACGGACAGAACCAGUGUGCAGAGGAGGAAUGCCAAAAUGGCGGGACAUUUGAUGUCAGCACAUGCAAAUGCGCAUGCCCGAGUGGAUACCAAGGCAAUACCUGUGAAGAAAAUAAAGAACAAGUAAAGAACGGAGUACAAGUUACCAUAGCCGCCUCAAUUACAGUGUGGGAUGGUAUAAAAUCAGCUUUAUUGCAGUCUAUCGCAGAUAUCCUUGACGAAUUUUGCAAUACUCCAACCAACUACGGCCUUUGCUGCCCAAGUAGUGGAAACAGAAUCGGGUACGUGUGUGAGAUUUCCUUUUUCAUAACUCCAUGGUUUAUUUCACUCUCCUUAACCAACGAGCAAUAG